Pseudopodoces humilis (Tibetan ground-tit) is the source of this 942-nucleotide messenger RNA. Its product is annotated as sulfotransferase 6B1-like. Gene Ontology annotation, molecular function: sulfotransferase activity. Lineage: Eukaryota; Metazoa; Chordata; Aves; Passeriformes; Paridae. The record is from RefSeq and is a predicted model, not a curated record.
AUGGACAAGUCCAGGAAAGUGUUUACUGAUCUCCUAGAGAAUGCAGCAGUAGCUGCCAGCUCAUUGCCUCGUGAUCAACUGCUUUUUCAGUACAAGGGAAUUCCCUACCCUACCACUUUUUGCAGUCCUGAAGCAUUAAAAGCCUUGGAGUCCUUUGAAGCCAGAAGUGAUGAUGUAAUUUUGGCAGGAUACCCUAAAUCCGGCACAAACUGGCUAAGUCAAAUCUUAAAUGACCUGAUAGACAUAUCUCAAAAAAAAACACCGGGUAGGGAAGGCAGUGCGAAUGCCAAAGAACUAGCAGAAUUCCCCUACCUUGAAGUUGGAGAUGCUGAGAAAUAUGAGCGAAUGACCAAAUUACCUUCUCCGAGAUUUAUAGUUACUCAUCUCCGUCCUGAAAAUCUCCCCAAGUCUAUCUUCAAAAACAAAGUCAAGAUACUGUUGUUGAUUCGUAAUCCAAAAGAUGUAGCUACAUCUUUUUACCAUUUUUCCAAUAGUAUGGCUAGUCUUCCCUCCUAUGAGACCUGGGAUGAUUUCUUCACAGAUUUCACGACAAAGAAAAUGGGCUGGGGAUGCUACUUAGAAUACCUUUCUGAAUGGAACAAAUACAUUGACAAAGAAAAUAUUAUGACAGUAACCUAUGAAGAGGUAAAAGAGAAUCGUGCCCUGUCUGUGAAAAACAUAGCUGCUUUCUUUGGAAUUCCUCUGACUGAGGAAGAGCUCCAGCUUGUGGUAGAGAGGAGCAGCUUCCAGUCUAUGAAGAAAAACUCAGAGAAGACCCAUGGGUCAAUGGGCAAUAUUUUCUUUCGAAAAGGUGGUGUAAGUGACUGGAAGAAUCUUUUCAGUGAAGAUCAGAAUAAGAAAAUGGAUAAAGUAUUUGAAGAACUUUUAGGAGGAACUAAACUUGGAAAAAAGUUGAAGUAUGACUUGUACUGUAAAGCCUGA